AUGCUCUUGACAAGUGGUCGAGUGAGGCGGAGAAAUGCGGCGCCGAUACAAAAGACCAUUCAAACAAAGGCGUCCGUGGUGGACCAGCUGGAGGAGGCGCUGCAGGCACGGGAUUUCUCCAAGGCCACAACAAUGCUAGAGUUCUACAAGACGACAAACCAGCCGGUUGGCGAACUCUCCAUUAACCCAUGGCUGGCAUACAGUGCAUUUCACAUGAAUGAUGUGGGAAAGGCUAUUGAUGUCUACAAGGAGUUAUUGUCCCUAGAACGUUGUGAUCCAAUGCACUAUAUCCACAUGGGAUGUUGUCACUUUGUUAAUGGAUCCUACAAGGAGGCAGAGGAGUGUGCGUUAAGGGGACCAGAGUGUUCUUUGCAAACACGUUUAUUGUUUCACAUUGCCCAGAAAUUAUACGAUGAGGAAAAGUUGCUGGUUUACCACCAGAAGUUGAAGGAUACGGUUGAGGAUCAACUUUCAUUGGCCGCGGUUCAUUACUAUCGGGGCCACUUUCAAGAAGCCAUUGAUGUUUACAAGCGAAUUCUACUAGAAACCCGAGAGUACGUAGCACUCAACGUGUACGUUGCGAUGUGUUAUUACAAGUUGGACUACUAUGAUGUUAGCUUGGAGGUGUUGAAUGUAUACUUGCAAACACAUAGCAACAGUGCCACUGCCAUCAACUUGAAGGCAUGCAAUCACUACCGUCUGUAUAAUGGCAAGACGGCAGAGGGAGAGUUAAGAGUACUCAUCGACCUGCAGCGGUCAACUUACAAUGUUGAGAA
This is a messenger RNA of Trypanosoma cruzi, 776 nucleotides long. RefSeq lists its product as uncharacterized. The record is from RefSeq and is a predicted model, not a curated record. Gene Ontology annotation, cellular component: ciliary basal body; ciliary base; intraciliary transport particle B. Gene Ontology annotation, biological process: intraciliary transport involved in cilium assembly; intraciliary anterograde transport. The transcript has a single exon. Gene Ontology annotation, molecular function: protein binding; intraciliary transport particle B binding. The annotation marks the transcript as partial. NCBI's taxonomy places the organism in Eukaryota, Euglenozoa, Kinetoplastea, Trypanosomatida, Trypanosomatidae.